AUGGAAUCGCCCAAUAGUGGUCGUGGCAGAGGACGUUUUUCAUCAAGAAAGCGCAGCACUGUCAUUUCAGCCAGUUCAUCUGCACAGCAACGCUCGGAACUGCUAGACAUGGCCCCGUCGUCUACUCCAGCCGUGCCAGUCGCACCGGCCUCAACUCUCACAUUCGAGACUCCCAGUCCUUCUAACACCAGAGGCACCAGAAUGCGCACAAGAAAUCUAGACGGCGUAAACGCUUCGCCAGAAGACCCCACAAGUAAAGGCGGUCGUUCUCUACGGAAGCGUACCCGGGUUGAUUAUUCGUUUGACCAGGCUGAUGAAGAAGAGCAAAACGCUGAGCCCAAAGCCACACCUACUACUACGCGUUCGUAUAAGAAGCGCAGAACUGAUGCCCUUCUCCCGGACCAAGACUUUGAGGAUGACGUGGAGCCUGACGAGAAGCAACGUUCAUUGGAGCUACCCUCGAAGCCCAUUGGAAGACGCAGUAUCGGCAGAAGAUCCACUAUGGAGUCUCAGCCUCUUCCCACAGAUCGACCUGACGAUGAUUCACUUGUGCAGGAUACUAUCGAAGUUGGAGGACAGCAAUCUCCCGAACCUCUCAAUGGCUCAUCGCACCGACGUAGCUCGAAUGCUUCGCAUAAGGAGUCUGCUCUCUCACAACUAAGUCUUUCGCAGAGCUCGGCUAUCGAGCCACUUGCACCUACAGCUUCAGCCGUCGACACAGCAGUCACUACUGAAGAGGAGCCUGCACCUCAAAUCAAGACCGAAGUAGCACCAGAUAUUCCCAUCCCCAACAUCGAGGUCAAUGAGGCUCAACCUCUUGUCAGCCAAUCAAUUCGCGCUAGUGCACGUGAGCCUUCGCCUACUUCAAGUACAGCACCCGCGGAUGCUCAGCCCACUUCCAAAUCGCUGGUGGACGAGAGUUCCGACGAUCCAUAUGCCCACAUUACGCCGUAUAUUGACGGAGUCACUGCUUUCUAUCCUGCACAGCAAGGCACGGCUCUGGCGCCGUCUACUGAACCAGAUGUUGUCGCUGAAGAAACACCACAGGACACGCCACCUGAUGACGGGCUAGAAGACAUCAAUGAAGUUCCAGAUGACAGCACCCCAGCUGGAUCGCCGGCUCCGAUGGAAGACACGGCCAUGAAUUCACCAGCACCAGAUGUUGGCACACCAGAUGUGCCCGUGAUCACUCCCAAGAAGCAGUAUCCCUACAAAAAGCUGCGCUCUGCCCAAGAAUUUAUCGAUUUCAUUGCUAGUUACGAGACGAUGCCCUUGGACGAACUGUAUACACGAUUGGAGCAUCUCACUGGUGUCCUGGAUUCGAUUCAGCAGGAGCACAAUGGUUGCCGGAAAAUCAUUGAUGACGAAGAGAAUGCUGCCAAGUAUCAGCAAGAAGAACAAUUGUUCCAGCAUCGCGUCAAGUUGGCCCGUAGCAAAGACCCGAACGCGGACCCCGUUCGCAAGGACUUUGUCGUCAAGGGCAUCAGAGCACCCAAAGCAGACAUGAUGACCGAGUAUGCUCGGCAACAAGAUCGUGUCUUGGCUCAGGCUUAUGGCUUCGAGUACGACGAGCGCGAAUCAAAGAUUGGCCAGCAAGAUCCCAUUGGCCAGAGGGGUGGCAUCGGAAAAGGUCGACUCCGUGACAGACCGAAGCAGACAGCCAAGGCUGCUGAGGCUGAUGACAGCACCGUCGUUCAUGGUAAAAGGUCUAGGAAGGCACCCAACCUGUUUGGCGACUUUGAACCUGCAAGCAGAGGCUCAACUCCGGUGCCCGUAUUGCCAAGAAAGCGGCGCGGUCGCCAGCCACAUGAGGACAUUGAAGCACCUGUCCUGCCCAUUGCAGUUGGACAAACACUUCUGGAGGAAACGCCCAAGAAGCGGGGAAGAGGCGGCCGCCCUCGCAAGCAUCCAUUACCAACAUCUGUACCAGAGGAUACCCCAGCUCCCGAGCUUGACUUGGAGGAAGAGGUCCAAGACGAGGGCCGUCCUGGUCGUAAGCGUAAGAGAAGGAACCUCGACGACGACGAAUUUCCUCCAAACGGAGUCACCGGCAUGAGCACCAGGCGGCGCAACUCGAGACUUGGUGAAAUCCCUUCCAACUCAUUCUACAGCGCUGGCUCGACCCAGCCCAACGAUGAGUCCCGCCCAAAUACUGCUUCCUCAACUGGCACAGUAUCUACAACCACCUCCGCAUACGGCUUGCGUGAAAAGCGACAAAAGAGAUUCGCGGCCGAAGAUGAAGAUGACGACUUUGUUGAGGACGAAGAACAGCCCAAGCCAAAGAGAAUUCGGCGCGUCCCCAAGAAGGUCCAGGAGCAAGAUUUUGCGAAUAUUCCAGCCAGCAACAUUCCUGACACGGAGCCCAACAUGACUCCAGCUGCCAAAACCCCGAGAAUCAGACUGAAGAACGCCACUCCGGCCACCGCCAACCCCAACGUCUCUCCCGACAAUAGUGUGUCGGGUCUGUCUGGUGGUACCAUUAUGCACGGCCAGAUCAUGAAUGGAGACGGAAACGGAGCUCUCUCCGAGGACAAUAAGGACUAUGGCCAGAUGACCAAGUCCGAAAAGAUGUCUGCUAGUAUGAAGGCUCGAUGGGCAUCUGGCUCCAUGUCAAAUGCAGUCGCGAAAAGGCGAGCGACACUCGCUGCAAAGAAGGCAGCAACCCAGACACCAGUGCCAGAGGGCACUCCAGAGAUCGGAGUCGAGCAGCAGGAACUCCAGCAGUAA
Pestalotiopsis fici W106-1 is the source of this 2727-nucleotide messenger RNA. RefSeq lists its product as uncharacterized. The record is from RefSeq and is a predicted model, not a curated record. Bases 1 to 2727 code for a protein of 908 amino acids. NCBI's taxonomy places the organism in Eukaryota, Fungi, Ascomycota, Sordariomycetes, Amphisphaeriales, Sporocadaceae. The transcript has 2 exons.